ACAAUCGGAACGGAAUUGAAGAUCCAACUUUUCAGCAGAAUUAGAUUUCGUUUUUCUGCUCUAGCUAUGAAGCAAAAACUUAAGACUCUCGUUGCAUUUUUCAUUUGUAGUGUAAUUGUGUCGUUAGCGAGUGGUCACUCGUUAAGUGGGUAUCGGGGGAAGAGGCAGACAGUCAACGUUGAUCCAGUGGAAUACCUACGCCAUUAUGGGUACCUUCCUGAUCACUAUUACACAAGCGACAUUGCUCCAGAUCCCGCAGAGUUGAGAGAAGCAUACAAAAUAUUCCAAAAUUAUCUUAAAAUUGAUAUCACUGGAGACUUGAAUGAAGAAACACAAACAGCAAUGAAUCGCCCACGGUGUGGCUGUAAUGAUGUAUUUUCUAUUUGGAUGAACCAAACAACACAAGAUAGAGUUAAACGUUUUGCUAGAUAUGAACCUGUCAACUUCAAUGCAAGAAAUGGCUGGUCGGUGACGAAUCUUACGUGGCGACUGCUUGGGUCUACUCGAUCUAGCCCAAUUCCUGAGAGUGUGGUCAGGUCUGAGAUUAUAAGAGCAUUUGCACUGUGGUCAGCGGAAACACCACUAACAUUUAGAGAGGUCAGUAGUGGAGCUGACAUCGACAUUGACUUCGUGGUGGGUCGUCAUGGCGAUGGUAGUCCAUUCGAUGGACCUAGUGGGGUGCUUGCACAUGCCUUUUUCCCUCAAGUUGGAACCACUCAUUUUGAUGACCAAGAGCAAUGGACCACAAACUCUACCACAGGCGCAGGAAUAGACCUGUUCAUAGUUGCUGCCCACGAGUUUGGGCACGCCCUUGGACUCGACCAUUCCAAUGUCCGUAACGCUCUCAUGUUUCCGACAUAUCUAGGUUUUAUUCCCAACUUCAAACUGAGCAAUGACGAUAUUAGAGGAAUCCGAAGUAUCUAUGGGGGACCACCCACUCUUCUGCCAACUCGCCCACCAACUCUUCCGACCAUUCGUCCAACCACACGUCCAACUACUCGUCCAACCACCACCCGCAGACCAACUCCUCCAAACACUACACGCAGACCUAGUACAACCUUUCCCGAAUGUAGGAUACGAUACAAUGCAAUAUUUGAAGAUGACAACGGUGAUUUGCUGAUGUUCGGAAGAAGGAAUUUGUACAAUGUGCCAGUUUAUGACCCAGAAACCAGAUUGUUUUCUGGUACACGUGCGUCAAAUAUGUUCCCUCGCAUUAUGUUUAAUCCGGAUGCAAUUUUCCACGUCCCUGGAUACACAUUCGUCAUCAGAAGAAUGAGAAUACAGCAAUUUUCUCGCAGUGAUCGUCGUUUAACUGGUUCGCGGGUGCUGAAGGCUGAUACUUGGAGUCGUUUAAAUGGGUUACGGAGAGGGUCUCGAGUAACAGCAGCCGUGGCCCUUACACAGAAUACCGUCUAUUUGUUUGGACGUUUUGGGAGACAAGCAGGCUAUGUAUGGGAAUAUGACCUGUCCAACGGAAAAGUGAAAUCCGGGUCUAUGGAUUUGAUAAGUAGGAAAUUCCCAGGCAUUCCCAGAGAAGUCACCAUGGCGUUUUCUCGUGACCCAUCAGAAAUAAUUUUCGUCGCAAAUGGGAGCUACUACCGUUACGACACUGAAUCAUUUGAUGUUUCGGGACCAUUUGAUUUUGCCCCAGCUUUCAUUGGCGGUAGAUGUGGAAGGGCGGAGAUUUAAAGAAGACUUGCUGGCUGGAAUCGCUACGCAUUGUACAUCGGCUUUACAUAGUAUUUUCCUUGCGCUUGGAAAGAUUAUCAUUUUUCAUUACUUGUGAUUUUUUUUCUUUUUUUUUUUUUUUUUUUUUUCAAUUUUUCAUAUCGUGGAUUUUCAUUUACAUGUAUGUUUUGGAAAUAUUCUUUCUAUAAAGAUUUGUUUUGUAUGUUGAAUUUUUGUUUUUGUUUCCAAUUUUAAGUAUCAGCAAAUUGUGAAUAUUAUAUCAAAGAGAACAUAACUCUAUUUAGGAAUUCUCUGAUAUGUCAGAUACUCUAUACGGAGUACGUAAGAAAUAUUGAUUGCACCAAGUACCUUCUAAUUGAUAAUAAAAAAGGACUUCGGCUGUCCCUAAAAAAAACA
This is a messenger RNA of Ylistrum balloti, 2085 nucleotides long. Its product is annotated as matrix metalloproteinase-18-like. Gene Ontology annotation, biological process: proteolysis; collagen catabolic process; extracellular matrix organization. The record is from RefSeq and is a predicted model, not a curated record. The coding region runs from base 67 to 1689 and encodes 540 amino acids. Gene Ontology annotation, cellular component: extracellular matrix. Gene Ontology annotation, molecular function: metalloendopeptidase activity; zinc ion binding. NCBI's taxonomy places the organism in Eukaryota, Metazoa, Mollusca, Bivalvia, Pectinida, Pectinidae. The transcript has 11 exons.